AGUCUGGAAGCCUGAGUAGUUGGAGAAGGUGUUGGCUGCCGCGCGGCGGGUGUGCUCUAUGGAUCAUGUGCUGCCAUGUAUGCCUGAACUACCUGAAAUGCAAAUUUGGGAAGACUUUACCAUCUAAAUGCUUAGCUGGAUUAAGUGCCUGAUGAGGAUGGUUUUGCAACAGGUUGGAAUAAGCAUGCAAUCGGUACUUUGGUCUGGAAAGCCAUAUGGUUCAUCUCGAAGUAUCGUAAGGAAAAUUGGUACUAACUUAUCUCUGAUUCAGUGUCCAAGAGUUCAGUUUCAGCUUACCAGCCAUGAGACAGAAUGGAGUCCCAAACACCCAGAUGAGGAUGCAGUGGCAUCUUUUGCUGAUGUUGGAUGGGUGGCCACAGAAGAAGGAGAGUGCUCAACAAGACUAAGGACAGAAGUCACGUCAAAACCACCCCAUCAGGACUGCCUUCCUUACCUUGAGAAGUCCCCAAGCAGGCAGGUUUCUUUACCAAACUUGUCUCAAGAAGAUCCUCCACUGAAGACUGCAGCACUGGCCAAUGAGGAAGCACUGCAGAAGAUUUCUGCACUUGAAAAUGAGCUCGCUGCUCUCCGAGCUCAGAUUGCCAAAAUUGUGACCCUGCAAGAGCAGCAAAAUCUCGUUACAGGUGACUUAGAUUCUACCACAGCCCCUCCUCCUCCUCUUCCACCUCCACCCCCACCCCCACCUCCACCCCCACCCCCACCUCCACCUCCCCCUCUACCAGGACUCCACCAAAGUAUGUCUGCUAUUGACUUGAUUAAAUCACGAAGAGAGCAGAAAGCCAGUGCUGGAAAGACUUUGACUAGCAGCCCAAAGAAUCCUGACAAGCCAAAUAUGCUAGAAAUCCUUAAAGAUAUGAACAGUGUGAAACUUCGGUCAGUCAAGCGGUCGGAGCAAGAUGUAAAGCCCAAGCCAGUGGAUGCCAUGGACCCUGCCACUCUUAUAGCAGAGGCUCUGAAAAAGAAAUUUGCUUAUCGGUAUCGAAACAAUAGUCCAGGUGAAACUGAAAAAGGAGUUGCAAAGUCUGAGUCAGAGGCUACCUCAGAGACAGCUUUGUUUGGGCCACAUAUGUUGAAGUCUACAGGGAAAAUGAAGGCUUUAAUUGAAAAUGUUUCAAACUCCUAAAGGACAAUGAGCUGAGAAAGACUGUCCUGAUUUAGCUGUUGGUUUGUGAGGGCUGUUUUAGCUAGUAGAAAUCAACACUAUUUAGUAAAUACCUGACUUCAGAAUUCCUUGGUCUCCUUUUUAACCUAAUUAGUGGAUUAAGUACUAGUGAAAGCACCGUAAGUUCGGUUUUGCUUUUAUGAGAUGGUCAGUUCUGGAACUCCCCUUAACAUACAUGUAUUUUGACAUGUUUAAUCUAUAGCCAGGGUGUUCAGGGUUCCAGGCUUGAAAACCUUUGUAAGAUUUCAGAACAUAGAAAAAGAUAUUUGUGGAUGUUACUGUGCAUUUUUAAUUCUUAACACUAAUUUAUCUGUACAGGUGUUUUAUAGGCAUGUGUUUGGAUAUAGAAGUUGAUGUAAAAGUUAGUAAUGAAUGCUGGCCAUGAGGGUACUGCUGUCUUCCCUUGUCUUCAGUGAGCAUUUACUGAGUCGUGAGGAAACAGCUGAUAUAACCAAGUUACUGGAGUGAAAUAUUUGAGAUUGAAGUCUUGUCUUGAACAGAACUUCUAUCUUAGAUUCUCUCUCCCACUUUCUUGGAGCUGAGUUUUACAUAGGAACUGGAUGAUGUUCACUUCUGAAAUCCCAAUGCUUCCUGUUAGGACGAAGAUGAGGACUAGGAAAGCUACUUACCCCUCAGUGCCAUCCAUUGUUGAUGGGCUUUUCAAGUAGUGACAAAUCAAAUUAUUAAAUUACUUAAGUAAAAACCAGAAUGUACCAUCUUUUUCUUUUCAGUUUAAUAAAUGGCAUCAUAAAAAAAUAACUUGUUUCUAAGUUAGUAAUACUUCUGGAAUUGUCAGCAUGAAUGGAGUUUAAAUUUAAAGUUUGAAAAUUUUUUUAAUGGUCCUUGGGUUUGAACUCUGCCUUAUACUUGCUAGGAAAGGUAUUCUACAACUUGAAGUAUACCCCCAGGAUCCCCAAUUUUAGUUUUAAUAUUAACUUUAUAAUGAAAUUGAAUAAGCAAGUGAAUUUUCUAUAGAUUAUUUAUUACUGGUCAGAAUGCUGUUCUGAUGAACUAUGCAGUGUAAAACUUAGGUGUUAUUAGAAAGGGAGAGAUGCCUCAUCAAGGGUUCCUAAGGACUUGCUAUAAGUGAUCAUAUUUUAAAAUGCUUAAUAAAUUUUUAUGAUCUUUUUAUUUUUGAUCUCAACUGAAGUUAAUGCCAGAAUCUCCUACCAUGAAUAAAUAUUUGGAUUCAUUAUUUAAGUGUAGAGAAUAGUUAUAUUUCCUGAGAGGAUUAAGAGAUAGGAAAAAUAGAUUUUAAGUUAUUGAAAACAUGUGUGUUGUAUUAACAAGAUUUGAGGUAAACAAUUCAUAGUUUGGUUAUUUAGUUUAAAAUUUUAGUUUACUUUUUUUUUGUUGUUUUUUUUC
Molecule: messenger RNA, 2548 nt
Organism: Dipodomys ordii (Ord's kangaroo rat)
Lineage: Eukaryota; Metazoa; Chordata; Mammalia; Rodentia; Heteromyidae
Gene: Mtfr1
Product: mitochondrial fission regulator 1
Exons: 8
Coding region: 128-1144 (338 amino acids)
Biological process (GO): mitochondrial fission; aerobic respiration
Cellular component (GO): mitochondrion
Source: RefSeq, a predicted model, not a curated record